Molecule: messenger RNA, 2049 nt
Organism: Blepharisma stoltei
Lineage: Eukaryota; Ciliophora; Heterotrichea; Heterotrichida; Blepharismidae
Source: the annotation of a GenBank genome assembly
AUGGAAACAGAAAACCGUAUCGGAGGAAAAUUCAUCAUCGGCUCUAAAAUUGGAGGCGGCUCCUUUGGUGAAAUUUUUAGUGGAAUAAAUAUCAACACAAAUGAAAAAAUUGCAAUCAAGUUUGAGCCGACAAGUUGUAAAACCCCUCAACUUAUUUCAGAGGCAAAAAUUAUGAGAUCUCUAGAAAAAGGCACUGGAAUUCCAAAGAUUUUUUGAUAUGGUGGCUCAGAUAACGGGAAUUACAUGGUUAUGGAAUUAUUGGGAUCUUCUUUAGAGGACCAAUACAACUUUUGUCAUCGAAAAUUUACAUUAAGAACCACAAUAAAGCUAGCUGAUCAGAUGCUGCAUAGAAUCGAAUUUGUCCACAAUAACAAUAUUAUUCAUCGAGAUAUAAAGCCUGAUAACUUUAUUAUGGGCUUAGGCUCAAAAUCUGGAAUUGUUCAUAUAAUUGAUUUUGGGCUCAGCAAAAAAUAUAGAGAUCCUCGCACUAAACAACACAUUCCAUAUCGUGAAAACAAAAGCUUAACAGGCACAGCAAGGUAUGCGUCGAUAAAUACUCAUAUGGGUAUAGAGCAAUCUCGUAGAGAUGACUUGGAAAGUAUCGGAUACUCUAUUGUUUAUUUUUAUAGAGGAAAUCUCCCAUGGCAAGGAGUUAUUUUAGCUCUUAGUUAAGAUAUUGAGUAGGUCCUGCGAGAUCUUACUCCCCCCCCCCCCCUCCGUGAGCGAACAAAACCAUUAGAAAAAUCGCCAUUUUUUGACCAAAAACCCACCCUCCGUGAGUGAACAAAAAUUUUUUUAAUAGAAAAAAUUUUAAUGGAAAAAAAAUUUUGAUAUAUAAGUGAUAAUUAGUAUAAUGAAAUCUAGAGCUAAUUCUGUUUAAUUUUAAACAAAAUUGCGUUUUAAAACAUAAAUUUUGCAAAUUAAAUUAAUAUUUGCUUCCCAAUUUUUGCAAAUUAGGAUUUUUUUAAAUUUCGAAAAAAUAAUAUUUUUUAUAAAAAUUUAUAUAUAAAUUUUUUUUAAAAAAAAAAAAUUAACCCCCCUCCGUGAGCGAACAAAAUUUUUUUGUUCGCUCACGGAGGGGGGGGGGGGAGUUAGGUAUUUUUCUCCACUCAUGCUUCAAUUGUCUGUUUCCGCUUCGCUCCUUCAAAAUGUGCUUGAACACUAGCUUGAGCGUAGGAAUAUAGGCCACCAUGCCGUACACAUGACUUGGGUAGAUCUUUCCCAGAAGUAAACCCUGACUUGAACGUGAGAAUACGACCGUCUCAGAACUUGCUACAAAUCCAAAUUAAAGCCUAGCCGGAUACUUUCGGAACGCUAUUCUCCUUUCCACAAGGUCCCGGUAACCCCAGCAGUAAGUGUUAGGAAGACAGGUUGAAUCGCAUCGGCAUUUUUAAUGUAUAUGGUAUAGGAGUCCGCACAGGAACAAAGCAAGAAAAAUACCAAAAAAUUAUGGAAAAAAAAAUUGGGACACCAGUUGAUCAGCUCUGUCGGGGUUUUCCUCAAGAAUUUAUAUACUUUUUAUAGUAAAUCUAAAAUAAUCAUUUUUUAUUUCAUUUUAUGAAUAUUUACUAAAAUUUAUAUAAAUUAUAUGAGCUAUUGCCGAUCGUUACAUUUUGAGGAAAAACCUGAUUACGAUUAUUUAAGGAGACUAUUCCAGACUGUUAAUACAAAUGAGCAAUUUUCAAAUGAUUUUAAAUUUGACUGGGUAAAGUCAACUGCUUCUUCGCAUGGGAGUUCAAGAUCUGGAAAUAGAAGACAUAAGCAUAAGAAGGUAAAACAUACAGAGCCACAGCCUCUGCCCCAGGAUGAAAAAAUUAGCUCUUCAGAGUCAGCAGAAAGCAUAGCUAAAACUAUUGUUACUGAUAGUUGGCCUGAGUUUAAAGAUAGGGAAAAAAUAUUUAAAACAAGAUAUUUAGCUGAAUUAGCAAAUCAUGUCACGAUCGCUCAAUUAGAACAAGGGUGUAUUAUAUAUACUAAUUUAAAGGGAAUUUACUUUUAGCUAAAAAUUAGGCAGUUGCAUGGUAUUCAAUUUUAUAUAGAAUAUAUUAA